AUGCGAGUGUAAGGAAUGAUAACUCUGGGUUGAAAUUGGGAAAUAAUGUGAACUGCAGGGACAAGUUAUCCCCCUUUUUUACCUGGUAAACAACAUGAAAGAUAAUGUCAAACAGACUGCCAAGGAAUUUGAUGUCCUUAGAAAGGUUCAUGCUGCGUUCAGAAGUGUUAAAGUUAUAUAAACACAUGCUGAGACUCGUCAGAGAAAUUCCUGACCGGAAUCAAAGGCAACAACUGCAGAUCUUUAUUCGACAGGACUUUGAACUCAACAAAAAUUUACAAGAUGAGGGGGCAAUAAAAAUGAAUAUAGCAAGAGGGAAAAAUUCGCUGAAGGAAUUGGAAAGAACUGUACAGAUGGCACAGUGAUUUAUACUGGUGAUGAUUUGUGCUGAAUACUAAAAAUGAGGAAAGGUUCAAAACAGAAAAAAAACUGCUACAUGUAAUCCAUUGUGUUGCCAGUUGUCAUGUUUGGACUGAGGAGAUCACUUGAAAGCAUUGGACUUAACACGUUAAACUGGGUCAUAUCAUCGUUCAGCUGUCCACAGAGAACUGGAUUUGUAUCGUCACACAGCUGUCCACAGAUAGUGUAAAAGACUUGAGACACAGUAUUCAGUGCCAUACAUUGUCCAUAUCAUGUAUUCAAAAGGAUUGUCAUUAUUGGAGAGUUUCAAAACUUGAACUAAUCAUAAGCUUUCUAAUAGAUUUGUAUUUUGAUUUGUAACUAAGAAGAAUUGUUUUAGAACACUAAAACUGAUGUCUCAUC
Messenger RNA from Ostrea edulis (European flat oyster), 762 nucleotides. Its product is annotated as LYR motif-containing protein 2-like. Lineage: Eukaryota; Metazoa; Mollusca; Bivalvia; Ostreida; Ostreidae. Gene Ontology annotation, cellular component: mitochondrion. The transcript is spliced from 4 exons. The record is from RefSeq and is a predicted model, not a curated record. Bases 105 to 365 code for a protein of 86 amino acids.